Messenger RNA from Camelina sativa (false flax), 528 nucleotides. The record is from RefSeq and is a predicted model, not a curated record. Lineage: Eukaryota; Viridiplantae; Streptophyta; Magnoliopsida; Brassicales; Brassicaceae.
AUGAGAGGUACAAGAGGCUAUCUUGCACCAGAAUGGAUCUCGGGAGUUGCGAUAACAGCGAAAGCCGAUGUUUACAGCUACGGGAUGAUGCUAUUCGGGCUUGUUUCCGGGAGGAGAAACACGGAGCAAUCAGAGAACGAGAAUGUGAGAUUCUUUCCGAGUUGGGCAGCGACUAUACUUACCAAAGAUGGAGACAUCAUGUCGCUGCUUGACCCUAGACUAGAGGGUCAUGAUGUCGUGGAUACAGAUGAGCUCACGAGAGCUUGUAGAGUGGCGUGUUGGUGCAUACAAGACGAAGAGAGUCAUAGGCCAGCGAUGAGCCAAGUUGUUCAGAUUCUUGAAGGUGUCUUGGAAGUGAAUGUGCCGCCUUUUCCAAGAUCAAUUCAAGCUUUAGUCGAUACAGAUGAAGCUGUGGUCUUCUUUACCGAGUCAUCGUCUUCGUCAAGUCAUAAUUCUUCACAGAAACACAGCCAUUCGUCUUCUUCUACUUCUUCCAAGAAAACGACCAACGAGAACUCUUCCGCUUAG